GAUACUGAUAUUAUUUUGACGGCAUUAGAAAUAAGGACUUAUGCUGUUAAAAACACGUGACUAUUAUUUAAAAGUGAAAAUUUUACUAAAUAAAUAGUUCAUUAUGAAUAAAUACAAAUCAGACCAAGUGAAAUUAAUGAAAAAUAAAAGUUCAAAAGAAAAACAUAUUCCUUCGAAAGCAUUAUAUAAACAAAAAUACACUACACCUUUAAAAACAAAAAAACACAAAAAUGAAUAUAAUCCAGAAGAAGAAGCCAGGUUAGAAAAGAUCAUGUUUGGUGAUCCGAGUGAUAUUAUAAAUAACAUAUCAAAUAAUGAGAAUGCUAAAAAUGAUAAUGAUAUUUCUGUAUCUGAUAAUGUAAAUAAUGAUUCGAUUGAAGAAACAGAAAUUUCUGAAGAAUAUUCUGAAAAGGCAGCAUGGGUUGAUGAGGACGAUAUUAAGUGUUCCAUACAAGAUGCUGCAAAAAUUCAAAAUCGUAAAAUAGCUGAUGAUGUACCAGAAAAAUUAUACAAAGAUUAUUUAUCUAAUAAGUACAAAAAGAUUGUUGGCAAUCCAAAAUGGGCCAAGCUUGAAAAAAGUGAUGGAGAAUCUGAUGACUUAGAUAAUGAAAUAUUAAAGCAUAGUUGUCAUUUGGAAAAACCUAAAGUAAAAAAUUUACCAAAGAGCAUAAUUGAUAUAAAAGCACUGUCACAGAUUAAUAAAGAAACACAUACUGAAGGACCUAUUGUAUCAAGUGUUGAAUUUCACCCAUCUUCUACAGUUGCCUUGGUUGCUGGUUCUUCUGGAAUUUUAUCUCUUUUUCAGGUGGAUGGGAUUGAAAAUAAUAAAUUACAUACAAUGCAAUAUAAAAAAUUUCCUAUUAGUGCAGCGAAAUUUCUGAGAGACGGUACAGAAGUAUUGAUUGGUUCUCAAUAUUAUCCACAUUGUCAUUCCUACAAUUUAAUGAGUGGGAAAACAUAUAGAAUGCUAUUACCACCUGGACUUCCUAAUAUACAGAAAUAUGAAGUAUCCCCAGAUGGAAAAAUGUUAGCCAUCUGUGGACGAUCAGGAGAAAUUUUCUUAUUACAUAGUUUAUCAAAAGAACACAUUACUACCCUAAAAAUGAAUGCUAGAUGUAGAGCAUUAGCCUUUACACCCGAUAGUAACACACUGAUUACACAUGGUGACAACAGUGAAAUGUAUAUUUGGGAUUUAAAUAGUCGCGUAUGCAUUCAUCGAGCUAUAGAUGAUGGGUGUUUAUCUUGUGCUUCUCUUGCAAUGUCUCCAAAUGGACAGUUCUUAGCGACAGGUAGUAAAGAAGGUGUGGUUAAUUUGUAUGAUACUAAGACAGUGUUACAAAAUCGAAAUCCUGUUCCUUUAAAAGUUGUUCUCAAUUUUGUAACAUCGAUUACCAAUUUAAAAUUUAAUCCUUAUUCUGAAAUCUUAGCAAUGGCUUCAGAUAAAAAACAUAAUGCAUUUAAAAUGAUGCAUUUACCAUCAUUUACCGUUUUUUCAAAUUUUCCUACAUUUCAAACAGUUUUGUCAAUGCCUGAAGCUAUUGAUUUUUCACCAGGUAGCGGUUAUUUAACAAUUUCCAACAGAUCAUUCAGUGCCUUUUUGUAUAGAUUGAAACACUAUGGAAAUUAUUAGACAACCUUUAUUUGGAAAAUUAUUAAAAAUUUUGUUCAAUCUAAAUUAAUAUUUAUAAAACCUAAUGUAUCAAAAUAUGUAAGAAUAAGAUGGAUAUUCAAUAAUUGAU
Messenger RNA from Frieseomelitta varia, 1739 nucleotides. It is a transcript of the gene wcd, whose product is annotated as U3 small nucleolar RNA-associated protein 18 homolog. Bases 104 to 1630 code for a protein of 508 amino acids. The record is from RefSeq and is a predicted model, not a curated record. The transcript has 7 exons. NCBI's taxonomy places the organism in Eukaryota, Metazoa, Arthropoda, Insecta, Hymenoptera, Apidae. Gene Ontology annotation, cellular component: Pwp2p-containing subcomplex of 90S preribosome; small-subunit processome. Gene Ontology annotation, biological process: rRNA processing. Gene Ontology annotation, molecular function: protein binding.